Molecule: messenger RNA, 1099 nt
Organism: Maniola jurtina (meadow brown)
Lineage: Eukaryota; Metazoa; Arthropoda; Insecta; Lepidoptera; Nymphalidae
Exons: 2
Coding region: 112-1098 (328 amino acids)
Source: RefSeq, a predicted model, not a curated record
UAGUGAAUAAAAAAAAACCAAAUAUUUUACUAUAUAAAACUAUUUUGCAGUUAAAAUAAGUUUUUUUAUAGUGCUAUAAAACUUGCAUUCAACCGUUUGUAUAUUGUGAAAAUGGGAAAUAAUAUAUAUUUUUUCAUUGUGAUGAAUCUAUUCUUUGUUGCAACAAAAGCUCCGAAUCCUAGAAGCGUUAACAUAGCGUUGGAAACCUCGCUUCUUUUCCAACCCGGCGAAGAAAAUUUCUCAUUCAUAAACAAAAUCCGCAGUUUUAUAGACCAAAUACAACAAGCUAUUACACCGGUUAAGGCAUUUCUGAGAACUGAAAAAGAUAAACCAAAAAUAUUUUCAAAGUUCAUUGAAAAGAUAACUCGUAAUAUCAUCAAGUAUGAUGACGAAGAUUUAGAAGAAAUUGUAAGACUUCUAGCAAAUGAAGCAGAAAAUGUUUUAAAUGCAAUAGAAGUAUUCAACGAAAACACUAAACGAGCUAUUGUGGCGUUAUUAAAGGAAUAUUCUAGAGCUGAUGCAAAUCAAAUACGUAAAAAUCUGCAGAAUGCUUUGAAUGGUAACGAAAUUAUAAUAACUAAAUUGGCUGACAAGUUUAAUAGUUAUUACGAUAAUAAUGAUAAAGCUGAAUUGGAUAAACUAAUUGAUAAAUCCGAUAAAUUUGCUAAAAAGGAAUAUAUAUCUGAAUAUACAAAAACAGAUAUACACAAUAUGGUUAAAGACUUUAUUAAUAUUUUAAAAGAUAAAUACGAUACUUUGAACGAAACAGCUAAAGUUAAAAUAAAUAGAGAUUUUGGUAACAUACUUCAGUAUGUUGAUUUGAGCAAAAUAUUGUUGAACGAUAAUAAAAGAAACGCUGAAUCCAAAGAUAAACUAUCUAAACAUCAUGUAAAUAUGACUAAAAAAGGAAAUUUAACAAAUACAAAGGAAAUAAUCGUAAAUAAGGACAUAGAGAUAUUUGUCAAAAGUAUCAAUAAUGAAAAAAAUGGCACAGAAAGAUCAAAGAAAAAUUCUAAAGGAAAUGAUUUAAGAAUUGAUCCACUUGGCGAUCAUAGUGUAGAUUUGUCUAUGGUUUUAGAUGAACUUAAUAAAUCUUAAA